AGAGUGCUUUUAUUUUGUAACGUCAGCAAUGCGUUACCGCCGGAAGUAUGGGCGGAAGUACAACACUUUGUUUUACAAACCAGCGUUCUAAAGAAACGUCUUCACGGAUUAAGGCUUUCAGUGAGAAGAAGGUCCAGUCCUGCCCCAAAUGUCAAUUUUGACGGGACAAGUUCUCCGCGACCAGCUUAGCGUCAUCAUGGCGAGGCUGAGCCAGGCGGCCAUGAUGGAGAUCUGCGAGCUGGUGGAGGGAGCCUUGGUCGGCCUGCGCACCGAGAACCAGCAGCUCAAGAGCAGGCUCGACCUUAUCGAAGCCGUCGUGGUGCGGGGCAGCCUAGGAGGGAAGGAGGUCGAGCAGUCGGAGCCCGACGGCGGCGGAGGAGAAGCCAGUGGAGCCGCUCAAAUAUCCGGCGAAGAGCUUCCUGACGUGGUGCUGAUCAAAGAUGAAGACUCAGACAUUCUGAAAGUAGAGCACGUCACGCCGUCAUCCACCACCCGACCAAAGAAGAGACAUCGAGCGAGAGACAAGGACCCAGAGAGAAAGGUGUCCUCGGAUGAGGGUCAGGGUGGGGUCACUGUGUACUCGUUGAACACUCUGGGCUCCUCCUGCCAGCCUGCCGCUGGCGAGAUGUAUUCUUCGUUCGCCCCUCUGGAAGAAGGCGAGGUCCAUCUCAUGGACCAGGAAAACAUGUCCUAUUUGUCCACUAACACCCUGAUGGACGGGCAGCCUUCCACAAAUGUCAACGCGGCAUGGAGCGAGCCAGCGGAAAGUCACGUGACCUUUGCACACUUUGACCACGAUGGAUCCAGCGACGCCUGCGGCCUCAGGAUGGUCAGCGUCUCGGGCUCGGCACCGCCCGACCGCAGCGACACAAAGUUCGAAUACCAGGCGGGUGAUGUGUCCGACGCCUUUGGAGGCGGCAAAGGCCGUCGCUUCGUGUGCCACUUCUGCAACAAGACCUUUGCCACGUCUCAGAACCUGGACGUACAUAUGCGCAUCCACACAGGCGAGAGACCCUUCUCGUGUCAGCAGUGCGGAAAAAGGUUCACGCAGUCCGCGCACCUCAAGGCUCACCUCAACAUCCACUCGGGGGCACGACCCUUUGCCUGCACAGUGUGCUCGCGAACUUUCAGUGCCAACUACGCCCUCAAGAUGCACAUCAAGAAGUGUCACGUCAAUGGCUGAUGCUCUGUUUUUAGGGCAUGAUUAUUUAUUAUUGCUACAAACAGUGGUCGUCUCAAUCACUGACAUUUUUAUCAUUCAUUUAAAAUUCCGCACACCUAUACAUACACUAUAUUGCCAAAGGUAUUUGGCCACCUGCCUUGACUCACAUAUGAACUUGAAGUGCCAUCCGAUUCCUAACCCAUAGGGUUUAAUAUGAUGUCGGUCCACCUUUUGCAGCGAUUACUGGGAAGGCUGUCCACAAGUGUGUUUAUAGGAAUUUUCCACCAUUCAUCCUAAAGCGCAAUGGUGAGGUCACACACUGAUGUUGGUCGAGACGGCCAGGCUCUCAGUCUCUGUUGUAAUUCAUCCCAAAGGUGGUCUAUUGUGUUCAGGUCAGGACUCUGUGCAGGCCAUUCAAGUUCAUCCAUACUAGACUCUGUCAUCCAUGUCUUUAUGGACCUUGCUUUCUGCACUGGUGCACAGUCAUGUUGUAGGAGGAAGGGGCCCGCUCCAAUCAUUUCCCACAAGGUUGGGAGCAUGGAAUUGUCUAAAAUGUUUUGGUAUCCUGGAGCCUUCAAAGUUCCUUUCACUGGAACUAAGGGGCCAAGCCCAACUCCUGGAAAAAAAAAACAACACCAUAAUUCUUCCUCCGCCAAAUUUCACACUCUGCACAAUGCAGUCCGAAAUGUACCGUUCUCCUGGCAUCCUCCAAACCCGGACUCGUCCGUCAUAUUGCCAAAUGGAAAAGCGUGAUUCAUAACUCCAGAGAACGCGUCUCCACUGCUUUAGAGUCCAGUGGCAAUGUGCUUUACACCACUUCAUCCGACGCUUUGCAUUGGACUUGGUGAUAUGUAUGGCUUAGAUGCAGCUGCUCAGCCAUGGAAACCCAUUCCAUGAAGCUCUCUGCGUACUAUAUGAGGGCUGAUUGGAAGGUCACAUGAAGUUUGGAGCUCUAUAACAACUGACUGUGCAGAAAGUUUUUGCACAAUGGGCUUCAGCAUCCGCUGACCCCUCUCCGUCAGUUUACGUGGCCUACCACUUCGUGGCUAAGUUGCUGUUGUUCCCAAACUAUUCCAUUUUCUUAUCACAAAUCCGACAGUUGAUUACGGAAUAAUUAGGAGCAGGGAAAUUUCAUGACUAGAGUUGUUGCACAGGUGGCAUCCUAUGACAGUUCCACGCUGGAAAUCACUGAGAGCGGCCCAUUCUUUCACAAAUGUUUGUAGAAACAGUCUCCAUGCCCAAAAGCUCAAUUUUACACACCUGUGGCCGGGUCAAGUGAUUAGGACACCUGAUUGUGAUCAUUUGGAUGGGGGGCCAAAUACUUUUGGCAAUGCAUUGUACCUUCUCUUAACAUUUUCCUACAAUUUCUAUUCUUAUAUACAUACUAUCUUAACAUACAAUCACCGUAUUGCCUCACAUUAUUAUUUAUGGGUGUGGCAAAUCACAAAGUACAAACUGUUUUCAAAUUGGUGUCAAUGAUUUUGCUCUAUUGUGGUGCAAAAACAGACAGAGUGAGAACACCACUGGUUGGAACCCACACCCCAGAAGAUGGAUAAUAUAUGUAAAAUGAUAUAUCAUAAUCAUGAUAUGUACAUGCGAUUAUGAAAAAUAUCUCUUUGGUCCUCACACUGUAUAAUUAUAUAUAUAUAUUUUUAACGCUGUAAUAAAUGUAAUGUGAAGUGUUUUAUUUCUUUUUUACAAACUAAAAACAUUUUUAAGAUAAAAGCCUUCCUUUCUAAAAAUUGAUGGCCAACUUGCACGUCCAUUAAUACAUUUUCUACUGUUUGUCCCUUUCGGGGUCGCAGGGGUGCACUUGCAUGCACAAAAGUACUACUAUGAAGAUUUCAUCCAUGUGACUUGUAAGCACCAGCAUAUUAAGACAAGAUAAACAAAUGAAUAAAAGAUCAAAGUGC
This is a messenger RNA of Nerophis ophidion (straightnose pipefish), 3075 nucleotides long. RefSeq names its product zinc finger protein 165-like. The coding region runs from base 149 to 1183 and encodes 344 amino acids. The record is from RefSeq and is a predicted model, not a curated record. Gene Ontology annotation, molecular function: RNA polymerase II cis-regulatory region sequence-specific DNA binding; DNA-binding transcription factor activity, RNA polymerase II-specific. NCBI's taxonomy places the organism in Eukaryota, Metazoa, Chordata, Actinopteri, Syngnathiformes, Syngnathidae. The transcript is spliced from 3 exons. Gene Ontology annotation, cellular component: PcG protein complex; transcription regulator complex. Gene Ontology annotation, biological process: regulation of transcription by RNA polymerase II.